Suillus clintonianus is the source of this 2601-nucleotide messenger RNA. RefSeq names its product phosphoribosyl anthranilate isomerase. The transcript is spliced from 2 exons. Bases 1 to 2601 code for a protein of 866 amino acids. Gene Ontology annotation, molecular function: phosphoribosylanthranilate isomerase activity; indole-3-glycerol-phosphate synthase activity; anthranilate synthase activity. Lineage: Eukaryota; Fungi; Basidiomycota; Agaricomycetes; Boletales; Suillaceae. The record is from RefSeq and is a predicted model, not a curated record. Gene Ontology annotation, biological process: L-tryptophan biosynthetic process.
AUGACGCCUACUCCGCUGCCUGCAACGCUCUCUGGCGAUAUAGACACGCUGAUGAUCGAUAACUUCGAUUCAUUCACGUGGAAUCUCUACCAAUCACUCUCACUUCUCGGCACACAUGUCACUGUCAUCCGUAACAAUGCCCUCACUGCAGACCAGCUCCCCCUUCUCCGCAUCAACCGUCUUAUAAUUAGCCCGGGUCCUGGACACCCAAAGACUGACUCGGGUGUGUCCAGAGAUGCAAUCAAGUAUUUUGCAGGUAAAGUUCCAGUUUUGGGUGUAUGCAUGGGUUUGGAGUGUAUCGUCGAUGUAUAUGGUGGUGAAAUCGGUUAUGCCGGCGAAAUAAAGCAUGGAAAGCUGUCCCCCAUCACCCAUGACGCCCGCUCCAUCUUCCUCUCCCUCCCGCAGUUCAUCCAAAGCACCCGAUACCAUUCCCUCUCCGCAUCUCUCCUUAGUUUGCCCCCUUGUCUCAUGGUCACCAGUGCCACCUCUGAAUCGGGUGUCAUAAUGGGCGUCCGCCACCGCACCUAUGUCGUCGAAGCUGUACAGUACCACCCAGAAUCCAUAUUAUCAGAGGAGGGUGAAGGUCUCCUUAGGAAUUUCCUCUCCCUAAAAGGAGGCACUUGGGAGGAGAACCCCCACGCUAAAGUGAACGAUCCAGAGAUGCCGCCCUUCCCAUAUGAAGCUCUCACAGACAAGUCCAAAUCCAUUACCACAGAAGCCGCCAAGUCCUCUGCCCCCUCCAUCCUCACAAAAAUCGCACAAAAACGCACCUCUGACGUCGAAAUCUUGUCCAACACCCCGGGGCUCACCCUCCCAGCCUUAAACGCGCACCUCUCCUUGCACCUUGCACCUCCACCGAUAUCCCUCUCCAAGCGGCUGCUCCAAGCGCGCAACGGGAUGGCACUACUUGCCGAAAUCAAGCGCGCGUCGCCGAGCGCCGGAUCAAUUGCCCCACAUACAUCUGCCCCACACAUGGCACUAUCCUAUGCCCUCGCCGGUGCAAGUGCUAUCAGCGUGCUCACAGAACCAACAUACUUCCACGGCCACCUCGAGGACAUGCGGGCCGUCCGAUCGGCCAUCGACGGGCUAGAUUGCAGGCCCGCUGUGCUCAGGAAAGAUUUUGUCCUCAGCGAGUAUCAGGUUGUGGAGGCCCGCCUGGCUGGCGCAGAUAGUGUUCUUCUCAUCGUGGCUAUGCUGGGUAAGGACAGGACACGGGCACUGCUCGAGUAUAGCAUGACCCUCGGCAUGGAACCUUUGGUGGAAGUAAACUCUCCAUCCGAACUUCACAUUGCGCUCGACGUUGGGGCCAAGAUCAUUGGGGUGAACAACCGGAACUUACACUCGUUUGUUGUUGACAUGAGCACGACUUCGGGCGUCGCAGAGGUGCUGGAGCAGAAAGGUAAAACUGGAGAGGUCAUCUUGUGUGCGCUGAGUGGCAUCAAGAGUCCCGCUGAUGUGCGGGCGUAUAGGGAGCAGGGGGUGAAGGCUGUCCUAGUCGGCGAAUCACUCAUGCGCGCAGAAGAUACGGGCAAGUUCAUAAGAAACUUAUUGGACUGGGAUGAGCCUAUUCCAAAAUCCCCCUCUUCACCCGAAAUCCCAAAAUCAACCCCCCCUACUGCACUCGUAAAAAUCUGCGGCAUUCUCACCCCUUCCGAAGCCCUCAGCACAGCAAAUGCUGGCGCAGACUUCCUUGGCCUCGUCUUUGUCCCCAACUCAAAGCGCCGCGUGACCGUGCACAUUGCGCGAGAGAUCUCUUUGGCUGUGCGCAACGCCUUCCCGCUUCCUGAUGACGAUGACGAUGAGGGUGAGGCUGAAGAUGAAAAUUCGAAUCUACCCCUUCCGUGGUUCACAUCGCACACCCAUGCCUCCUACAUUCCAUCACACGCGCGCAAGGUGCGGCCCCUUCUCGUUGGAGUCUUCCAGAACCAGCCCCUGCGCUUCAUUCAGCGGGUCGUGCGUGACGUUGGCCUCGACAUAGUGCAGCUGCACGGCUCAGAACCCAUCGAGUGGGCCAGGAGCAUCGGGGUCCCAGUCAUAAGGGUGGGCGGGGUGCCUCCUCCUCCAGCGCCGGAGUCUGCUCCUGAAGAGAAUCCUGAGAGCACAAGCGAGGGGAACGAGGCUGAGGAAACUCACACCGCCCCUCUUCCAUCUCCAGAUCCCCUCGCGAUGCUCACGACACCCGGAUAUCAUCACUUUAUCCUGCUCGACACCACUUCCUCCGCUCAGUCCUCGUCUCCCAGCGGUGGUACGGGAAACAUUCUCGACUGGUCGCUCGCAGCAGGUCUUGUGAGGAAGGGCGAGGUGCCUGUUAUUUCUCCGGACGUGAGCAUCAGCGCAUCCCUGAGCAGCGCCGUAAACAGUGCUGGAGAACAAAAUGACGAUGACGAACGCACAAGCACCUUCCCUCUCCCCCUUAUCCUUGCUGGUGGACUCAAUCCUUUGAACGUGCGCGAAGCGGUUGAGCGUGUGCAGCCGUGGGUGGUGGAUGUGAGCGGGGGCGUUGAGCGUGAUGGGGUUGAUAGUGAGCUUGAGAAAGUGGGAGGAAGGAAGGACGAGGAGAAGGUGCGUGCGUUUGUGAAGGCUGCCAAGGGGAUGGAAUAG